AUGGCAGCUUUGUCCAACCACAAAUUUACCGACUCGAUAAUAUCCCACAAGCCUUCCGCAGCGAAUACCGUCUCGCCCGCCUCGCGUCACCAAAAUCACCACCGCAAUCGCUCGUCGGCAACCACCCCACGGUCCUCCGUCGACCACCGUCCCACCGACCAGCUCCUCCGACUUGGCCAAUCCUCUCGCCGCUCCCACCACACUUCGUCCGCGUCUACGGGUUCUCUGCCUCGAAUUGUACCCCAGCGCUCCUCCGGCGGCACCAGCAGCAUCCUCUCCCGCGCAAAGGACCGCACCCAGAGCGCUUUUGCCAGCCUCUCUGAGCCUGUCCUCCGCCCCCGCCAGUCUAAUCCGGGCCUCGCCAGGUUCACUCACGGUGAAUCCCUCGCUCCCGUCACCAGGGCUUCUGCCUCGUCGCCCUCCAAGAGCCCCUCUACCGACUCCCUCUCCUCCGGCGAGUACACCGUGGCUGCCCGCAACCCGCCCUCCCAGGCCUACGUCGAUACCGACGCCUCUCUACCCCUCCCCACCAGACAACCUCGCCACGAGCCCAAGAUGCACCAAACUUCUUCACGCUUGCUGCGCAUGACCGAUGAUGAUCGGCCUUAUACGAGGGAUUUCAAGGAUCUCUUCUCAACCUUGGUCGUCAGCCUGCUGCCUCUCUCGCCUCACCGAGUACGGCUCACCAAGGUUGACUAUACCUUCCUUUCUGAGGAUGCCAUCAACAACCUCGGCUCUCUGAAGUUCUCCCAGUCUAACCGCAUGCCCGAUCCCAAGGACCCGUCGAGGAUUGUCACCACCACAACCACCACCACAUUCUCCAUGGCAAAGGACAUGGCCCGCUCUAUCUGUCAACGAUUCGUUGAGGCUCGCUUCAUCGAGUCCGCUGACGGUAAACUCCAGCAGGUCUACACUAUGAAGGGUGGUGUAUGGCAGUUGACGCCCAAGGGCGUCGCCAUUCUCAACCGCUUCUGCAACAGAAACGGCAUUCAGCAGAAACAGGUUGGCGAGCUGAUGAACACUAGCAAUCUUCAAUUGGUCAUUCUCGAGCGGGACCUGCAAAGUGACAAACUCAUUAGUGACUGGGGCACCAUCGAGGUCAUCUUCCGCAGAUUCAUGGGUUCCGAGGGCCGCAACGUCAAAUCGAGCGUCGCAGCUGCGGACUCGGAUUCCUUGCAUGACUACCAAGAUGGUCUCACCGGUGUCAAGAUGGCAGCCGAGCGCAAGGUCAACGGCAAGACCUACCACAACACAUUUACAGGGCGCGCUGCCACUGACUGGCUCAUGGAUUGUUCCACCAUAGUCGACCGACGCGAGACCAUUGAGAUUGCCAGCUUGUUUGUUGAAUACGAUCUCAUUGAAGCCCUCACCCAGGACCGUGCCUACCUCUCUCAGAUCCCCAGCCACAAUCUGUUCCAACCUACAAAGCACGCCAUUUAUCAGGUAACACAGCGUGGCAAGGACAUUCUCUCCGGCGGCGGCUCCAGGGGCCGUGCUUCCGAGAGCGAGGCUGGCACUGGCUCGCAGCGCAACGGCAUCACCAGAGACUCUAACACGCAGCGCCUGGACAAGAUUCUCAACGACCCUGCCCUGCGGCUGCUGUUCCGCGAGAAUCUGUCCGACACCCAUUGCGAGGAGAACUUGUCAUUUUACAAGGACGUGGAUGAAUUUGUGCACGUCUGCAAGGCCGGCAUCCGCCAAGCCAAAAAGUCGCCCAAUGCAAGCUCGAUGGAUGGUAUCAAAGAGAUCAUGGCCCAGGCUUACGGUAUCUACAAUGCUUUUCUGGCGCCAGGAUCUCCCUGUGAGCUCAACAUUGACCAUCAGCUUCGCAACAACCUAGCUACACGCAUGACCAAGGCUGUUGGCCAAGACAUUGCGAUGAUUGAGACAUUGGAGGAGGUGACGACACUAUUUGAGGACGCCCAGAAUGCCGUCUUCAAACUCAUGGCCAGCGACUCGGUGCCCAAGUUUCUACGCAACGCCAAGUACGAGCAGCAAUUACGAAACUUCGACGCCGACCUUGGCCGAGCGCCCGAGCGGAGCCAGAGUCGAUCGAACCGGAAGUAA
Molecule: messenger RNA, 2067 nt
Organism: Cordyceps fumosorosea ARSEF 2679
Lineage: Eukaryota; Fungi; Ascomycota; Sordariomycetes; Hypocreales; Cordycipitaceae
Product: developmental regulator flbA
Exons: 2
Coding region: 1-2067 (688 amino acids)
Biological process (GO): intracellular signal transduction
Source: RefSeq, a predicted model, not a curated record